AUGGCAGAUAAUAAGGAAAAUUGGGUAGCCCUGGUGGCUGCAGCGGAACAGUACCAGUGUCAAACAGGCAAUGAAAUUGUUUUGCUAGCAGCCUUCCGGUCACCACCCCCUGGCAACUGCAGCUAUGCGCAGCAUGGGAGUGGGGCUCUAGCAGAUGCCGUUCAACACUACCUUGAAGAUAUUGCAGAGGUUCAUAAAACCACUGCUUUCACCUAUGCUGCCCUCCCUCCCUCAAACCCUCAUCCACCUCCCCAACAAGGACCCUAUUCCCAAAGUUACCCUCCUACUCAUGCUCCAGAUGAACCUGCCUCACACAGGACACCUACCUUCCUGCCUCAGGAUUCGGGAGGCCAUGAAGAUGAUGAUGGAGACAGAAAUACAUUGACUGAAUUGGAACAACCCAGUGGGAAAGACCCUCCUAGUGACACUACUGGUCUGUUUGUGAUGGACGAAGAUUCUCCAAGCCAAGAUUAUGAGCCUUUUUUUGAUUCCGAUGUGGAGAGCACUGACGAUGGGAGUCUGAGUGAAGAGGCUCCAGGACAGACAGCUCCUCCACCCCCAAGCCAUCACUAUGCCAAAUCCCUCCCUGUCUGCGUGCCCAUCUGGGGCUUUAAAGAGCAACACCAAGAGAUGCAAUCCUCUGAUGAAGAGAACAGUAAGCUGCCACAGCCAUUUUACCCUUACCCGCCCCCAUGGGCCCAAGCAGUCUGGUGGAUUCCCCAUCGUCCAGAAGAAGCACCCACCCAGUUGGUGGGCAGUCUUGGAGCCAAUUACCAACCUCCGGGGCAGCCAAUGAUGACCAAGGCGAGGCCCAGGGAGGAAGAGACGGUGCCUGACCGCGAGAGUGGAGUUCUAGCCCGAUUGGAAGACUUUCCCGUGGAGCAGCUGACUGACCCACUGCAGAGCCAAGCCCAGCUUCCGAAGCAAUGCAGAGCCCCGGUCAGACCCAAGGGAGUUUCCGGAGUCCUCAGCAGCCAGUCGCUGGGUGAGUUGGGUCUCGGGGAGAAGAGGACUGUCCCAGUACUUAUGUGCUCGGUGCGGAAGCCAUGGGGGAGAUUCCUUGCCAGUCAGCUGAAGAGCCGACGGAACUGCGAGGAACCUACCCACAGUCAAAAGAUGAGCCUGAAGAAUCUCAGGAAUCCCCCUCCCCUCCAACUGAGGAAGUCACGAGACAGCUGGGUCCUACUGCCAGUGGCCCCACACCAGAACCAG
Pseudonaja textilis is the source of this 1212-nucleotide messenger RNA. The record is from RefSeq and is a predicted model, not a curated record. NCBI's taxonomy places the organism in Eukaryota, Metazoa, Chordata, Lepidosauria, Squamata, Elapidae.